Neurospora tetraspora is the source of this 561-nucleotide messenger RNA. RefSeq lists its product as uncharacterized. The transcript is spliced from 2 exons. The record is from RefSeq and is a predicted model, not a curated record. Bases 1 to 561 code for a protein of 186 amino acids. NCBI's taxonomy places the organism in Eukaryota, Fungi, Ascomycota, Sordariomycetes, Sordariales, Sordariaceae.
AUGUCCGCCAAUCCCGAUUCCGUUACCAACCAGGGCGAGUUCCACUCCAAGGUCCCUCCAUCUAAGCCCCAACACGUAUCUGGCCACCGACUCGGCCCGCAAGUAGGCAACGAAGCCGCGCCCGAAUUCCACGCCAAGACCUUCCCACCCGGCACCGCUCCCGAGAAGGACUCUUACCAGCCGAACCCGAUCCACGAGACCCCCGGUCAGGCUCUCAACCCGGACGUCGACCCAUCUUCGCGCACCGACCCGCUCGACGCCUACAGGGGCUCCACCAGCCAGUCCAUCUAUAACCAGACCCAGUACGGCCAGCCGAUGCAGGGUCAGACGAGCAGGGAGCUGCACGGCAUGCACGCCGGUAAGCGCAAGAAAGAGCACUCCGGGCUCGAGGGCGUGGGCGCCACCGACAAGCAUGCCGAGACCGUCGAGCACAAGGUCCGUGAGCUGGCCGCUGAUAAGCCUGAGCCUAUCAGGAGGGGUAUCAGGGGUGAGAGGGAAGGUGCGGAGUAUAGCCUGCCGGAGACGGCGGAGAGGGUUGCUACUGAGCACAAGAAGCGUUGA